CUAAUGACUAAAUGUUCACCAAUUACUGCACUUCGCCGCCAUGACUUGAGAAAUAGAAGCACUUUUGCUUCGGAGAGCGCAUGGCCCUGGCGCUUCGCCGCCGUGGCGCAGCCGCGCAGGCCGAUGCGCGGGCGCGUUGUCUGUGGGACGACAGUGAGGGCGGCGGAGCCAGGCAGCCGUUCUAUGGACGUCCUCGGCGCGAACCAUCCGUGCGGUGGAGCAAUCGCGUCCUCGGACCCACGGCGAGCUCUGACGGCCGGCGAGCGGUGGCGGUAACCGCGGCUGGGGGCGGCGGCUGGGGGCGGUCGGUGGCUUGUCCCCGAUCAGGGGUGGACGGUAUUUCAUUUACCGUCCACCCUUGGAUCGUUCCAACCGUUGGAUCGGAAACUAGCGGCAAGAUCCGAGCGGAGAAGGUCGGGCUGGUGCGACGCAUGGGCUCGAAAGCCCAUGUAGCAGCCCAUUGGUCAACGUGCAGUGACGCGUGGGGCGGCCACUGUUGUCACCUCGCCAGAGUCCCUCUCCACCGUCGGCGGCCGCGGCGGCGCGAACGGGGCCUCGUGCCCCGUCCACCAUCUGAAUUGGAACUGCUUCAACGGGGUUCCUCUCUCCGCCCUCUCUGAAUUGAAACCACGGCAGACAGCUCGCCCAGGCUCUUCAUCCCCGAUUCCCCGUCGCCGGCGCCCUCGACAUCCUGCGAGAUUCAUCCGGACGUGGAUCGAUUUCUUCUCUUGUUGAAUGCAUUAUUUGACGGAGGAUUCAAGGUGCGACUGCAGAUUAUUUCCACUCUCUGUUCUUUUUCAUGCUCCCACGUUAAAUCCGCCACCGAUUCGAACUGGUAACAAAUUAGCCUGUAUUCCAUUAAAAAAAAACAAAUCAGCCUGUGCCAGCGUAUGAUUUGAUUUCGAAAUUUGAAUCGGAUUGAGGACUGCCCGUUUUGUAUUCGGAUUUCUCUAAGAUUUGUCGACGGGUUUAAGGUGGGACUGCAGUUUAUUCCCGUCACGGAAUUGGACUGCCAAUCAAUCUUUUUAGGGAAACAAGCUCUUCUAAUCUGUUUCGAACCGGUUGAAGAUUGGUAACUAGUCCGCUUUGUAUCAGGAGUGGACCGAGAGGGACUCACGCCUACAUAAAUAAACAAAAGCUACAGAAUUACUCAUCGUGGCUUCACGCAUAAAUAAACACUAGGAGUGGACCGAGGGUCUGCUUUGUAUUUGGAGGAAUCUACUCCCGCCUUUGUAAAUAAACACAAGCUUACACAAUAAUUCUGCGCAGCACCAUAGGCUUACAAUCACACUGAAGAUUGGUUUGAUCUGUAUUUGGAGAGAGCUACUUCAGCUUCACACCAACAUACACAAGCGUUGAGAAUUAUUCCAUCUUUCAAGCUUUGUUAGUCUUGAUGGCGCCUGAUACUGGACAUACCCAUGAAGUUGAGGACGACAUGAUAAGCAAAUUAAAUGAUGAUGUUUUGCUCUCAAUCUUAGAAAAUGUCAACUUAGCAACAUCAAUGAGGGCUAGUGUACUAUCCAAACGAUGGAGAUGCCUUCCUUGGUUGCUCACACAACUCAGCAUAGAUAUCAAGGACUUCCUUCAUGAACCAUAUGCUGAUCCCAAACUGGAUGAUCACAUUGAUAAAGCAAUGUCAUCUCUGACGGAAGCAGUUAGGAUCAUGUUGGCUCCUACUCACAGAAAGUCUAUCAUCACAAGACUUUGCAUUUUGUUCUUUGUAACCAGUGGGUACUCAAGCAAAAUUGGCCAUCUUGUCAAUGAAGCUAUUGAAAAUGAAAUGGUAAAAGAUGUAGAGCUUGCAAGUGGGCUUGAGAUGAUGCCUGGCGAUAUUAGCGAUGAAGACAUGGUAAAGCAUGCAGAUAGUGUGAAUAGUUUCUUUGGCAACUAUUCUAAUAUAUACUGUUGCCUCACAAGCCUAUCCCUUUACAAUGCAAGCUUUGCUGAAUCGGAUCUACAUAAUAUCCUUGCAAAUAUGUGCACACAAUUGCAUUAUCUUUAUCUGUACCAUUGUGAUACUGGCUAUGACUCAUUAUUCAAGAUCAAUGCGCCAAACUCAAAACUCAAUGUGCUGGAAUUUUCUUACUGUUCUUUUGAUCGAGUUGAUUUGAUUUGCCUUCCAAAGUUAAAGCAACUCAUAUGUGGCUUUUGGCUAUCUCGAUAUUUACCCUUGACUUUGGGAGAUGUCCCAUGCCUCAAGGAAGUAGAAAUCUAUGCAGCAACAACUCAUCAUGAACCAUUCAAGUUAAGUGAGCUUCUAUGUGGCACAACAUGCAUAGAUUCUCUAACGUUGGAUUUCUACGGACGAAAGAUUUGGUUACAACCAGAGCAAGGUCAACUUCGCUCGGCAUUUAGAAAUUUGAGGGAAUUGCGUCUACAUGAUAUUUUUGUUGGAUUUGGCCUUAUGUGGACAACAGCCCUUCUUGAAGCUGCACCAUCCAUUGAGAUACUCAAAGUUGAGGUAUAUGACCAUCGCUGUGAGGAUGAGGAGAAAAAGAAGCAGAUUUAUGGAGAAAGAACUAAUGCACCAUGGCAAGUGUCAGACACUGCGCACCCUCAGCACCCGUCAUUGAAAGAGCUCCAACUCUUUGGUUUCAAUGCAACAGAACAGCAUAUGGCAUUUAUAGGAGCCAUAAUGGAGCGAGCAUCUAACUUACAGAUAGUUCUUCUGAAGGAACAAUACUGUGAUUACUGCAAUGCAAUCAGUACUACUUUUGGCGAAUGUGGAUUUCCGAAGAACGAGGGGGAACAAGAGUUGGUAGUUGAUAAUAUAAGGAACCGGUUCUCCUUCCGUGCCCAAAUAAUUUUUAGUGGACACAAACUUUGCAGUGAUUGAGGGUGUUCUAUUACACUAGUCAGCUCGCGGGAGGUGCCUACUGGAAUAAAAAAUUUUGGUGGGAAGGUAUGGUGUACCCGUACUUUUCCGCCCACCUAGAUGGAGUCAUUUUUCUCUCAAGUUUAGUGUGGUUGUCUUCAAAAAUGAGAAAAUGCCUAAGAACUACUCCAUAGCCCUAAGUUUGAUUUCUGGUUUCCUUAUUUGAUAUAAUAACAUGCUACAAUUCUUAUCCAUGAUUCUUCAACGGGUACAUUUUAUAGAGCUA
Messenger RNA from Panicum virgatum (switchgrass), 3101 nucleotides. RefSeq lists its product as uncharacterized. The transcript is spliced from 5 exons. NCBI's taxonomy places the organism in Eukaryota, Viridiplantae, Streptophyta, Magnoliopsida, Poales, Poaceae. Gene Ontology annotation, molecular function: protein binding. The record is from RefSeq and is a predicted model, not a curated record. Bases 1394 to 2836 code for a protein of 480 amino acids.